AUGGAUUUAGAGGAGCAAACAGAGAAUGACCUGAACAUGGAGCUCUGUGUCAUAGCAGACUGCCAGGUUCCUGGAAGUGGGAAUAAUUGGCUCAGCUUGAGUCAGGUGUCCCCUCUGGCCCACAGCUGGUGUGCAGCUGCACUGUGUGAAGGGGGCUGGGAAAAGAUGGCGCCUCCACUGGACAGGUCCCUCUCUCUGAAGCAGUUGGUUAUUGUUAUUAUGUCGUCAGAAGUAAGCUUCUUCUACAGCUCCUGGUGCUGCUUGUGUGCUCCUUCAGUGCAGACCUGGUACCUCUUUUGUGAAGCGGCAGCUGAGGAGACUCCGGCACUCGCCAUGGCCAUCGAAAAGCCCAAGGAGUCGACUGAGAACAACGAUCAUAUUAAUUUGAAGGUGGCGGGGCAGGGUGGUUCUGUGGUGCAGUUUAAGAUUAAGAGGCAUACACCACUUAGUAAACUAAAGAAAGCCUAUUAUGAACGACAGGGUUUGUCAGUGAGGCAGAUCAGAUUCCGAUUUGAUGGGCAGCCAAUCAAUGAAACAGACACACCUGCACAGUUGGAAAUGGAGGAUGAAGAUACAAUUGAUGUGUUCCAGCAGCUGAUGGGAGGUGUCUACUGAAAAGGGAACCUGCUACUUUCCUUCAGAACUCUGUUCCUCCAGACCAAGAAGACAUUCUUAAUUAGAAAAUUGCAAUUUGGUUCCGCCACAUCCUGACUACUACAGUAUAGUUUUCUCUAUUCUUUCAUUUCCCUUUCCCUAUUCCUUUAUUGUACAUAAAGUAACUGAUGUAUGUGCACAAGCAUUUGCAUUUUUUUAAACUAAAUGGCCAACGGUAUGUUUUGAUUAACAUCACAUGGAGAUGGGAUUGGGGAAAAAUACUGGUUCUGUGAAGAUACCCCCUUUCUCCGUCAGUGGCAUGCUCAUUCAGCUCUUAUCUCCAUAUUCCAGUAAGUUAUUUUGCUCUUGCUUUUUAACAACAACAAAAAAAAGAACAACAUAAAAAUUCUUGCAUACCUUGUUUGAUUGGAGAAUUUUAAUAUUUUUCAUUUAUCAUUGUAAAACCAAGGACAAUUUUAUAACUUUUUUGUACGUAGCUGUUACAUGUAGGGCAAUCUGUCUUUAAGUAGGG
This is a messenger RNA of Phyllostomus discolor (pale spear-nosed bat), 1126 nucleotides long. RefSeq lists its product as uncharacterized. Bases 1 to 615 code for a protein of 204 amino acids. Gene Ontology annotation, cellular component: nucleus. The transcript has 3 exons. Lineage: Eukaryota; Metazoa; Chordata; Mammalia; Chiroptera; Phyllostomidae. Gene Ontology annotation, biological process: protein sumoylation. The record is from RefSeq and is a predicted model, not a curated record. Gene Ontology annotation, molecular function: ubiquitin-like protein ligase binding; protein tag activity.